GUAUGAAACCAAAGCCAGGGGUGUGGUUUAGAAAAAGACAAUUAUAACUUUGAAAAGAACCUUGUAGAUGGUCCUGCCAAAGUGCUUGUCUUAUGAAACUGCACAUUUAGAGAAUGUAUGAAAGUAACAACAACAUUCAGGAAACAUUCAGGCAGCUUUGGCCAGGAAAGCUACAACUUUACGUGCUGUAAUCUUCUAAAACCCAUGUAAAACAAGAAUGGAACAGCCCGUUGGCUGUUACAGACCAUUUGUUGAACAGUCAUUAAACGAUUAGUGAGGGCUAGUGUAGGCUAGUUUGUAGUUUGCCUAUUGUGUAUAAACACUGAUGCAGCGAUAGCUCUUCUGAGGAAUGCUGCAGCCGCAUGUAAAAGUUGUCAAACGCGUGACCCACCCUGAUCAGUCAUUAAACGUUGGCGUAUGAAUCUAUUUAUACAGCCUCUCAACCACAAUGCGUGACUGCAUGGCCUUUGACUAUUCAAUGAAAUAUCUUGCCAAAAUACAUUUGAACAUAAUCUAAAAUGUAUUCGUAAGAUUCUAAUUAUAAAAUUGCUAUUUACAAUUACAAUCUGAUUUGUAAAGUGUGAGGGCGAGUUAAGGAGUGUCCGGGGGUCCCUGAAGGGGUCCGGCCGUGCCGUGAAGAAGUCUGACCAACGGGGUUCAUUCCCUAAUAUAGGCCCACUGUGUAGGGCUACUGAUACUGUACCCUCACACACAUCAGUACAGUAGGCUACACGCUUUCUGCUGCAUCGCUUCAAGGGACCAGGAAGCAAUGCAGAGUUGAUGGAGUUGUUGAUAUGAAAUCUCCAGAAGCGAAACUUAGGAGAACUGAGGAGCCACUCCCAGUGUGGGUAUGUGUUUGUGUUGGUGUAUAAAGGAGCUGGGAUCCUCUCUGGGGGAGUCCAGUCACCACAGAAGUUAGAACGUAUCCAGUCACCAUUGACAGGUGAAGUUAGAACAUGACCCGUCAGUCACAAUGGGGGUGAAUGGCUUGUUGAAGAUGCUGGAGGGAAACAGCGAUGUCUAUCAGGUCAUCCAAUUCAGCAACAGCGAGCUGGUGGUGGAUGGCUGUAACCUGGCCUACUACCUGUAUAACAUGGCCGAACUGGACCAGAACCACGGCGGGGAGUACCUGGCCUUCCAGGCGGAGGUCCAGGCUUUUUUCAAGACUCUGGACAACUGUAGAAUCAAAGCAUAUGUUGUGAUUGACGGAGGCUUGGGCACCAGCGACAUCCAACUCAAAACCAGGAUGAGCCGUCAAAGCGCCCUUCUCCAGAAUAUCCCUGCCGCUCUGACUGGCGAGAAAAAGGGCAUCUAUCCCCCCUUUGUAAUGUCAGUUUUUGAGCAGACGCUGAACGACCUGAGGGUGCCGCAGGUCAAGUGCUUCGGAGAGGCAGACGGCCGGCUGGCUGCCCUGGCCAAAGAGUGUUCCUGCCCGGUGCUGUCCGAAGACACUGACUUCUAUAUCUAUGACCUUCCAGAAGGGGUUUUGCCCCUGGUUCCCUUCUGGCAAUCAGUUAAAGACAGUCCGGCCAGCAGUGAAAUCCGCUGCAAGCUAUACACCACGACCAAGUUCUGCACCGCGUUCAAUAUCGACCACCAGUUGCUGCCCAUCUUUGCCUCGCUGGUCAAGCUCAGAGAUGUUAGGUGGGCCCAAUUCCUUCCACGGGGAAGUCCUAAAAUGAAGUUCAGUACCGCUAACCUGGUGGGCAUCCUGAGUUGGCUGAGAGCCAGGACAGACCGGACGACAGAAGACACCUUGAAAGCAGCGACGGCACUCAUACCCGACAUGAUUCAAGACGCUCAGGCGGAGGUGAAGAAUAUGCUGAGGGAGUCCAUGCUGGAGUACGAGCUCCCCAGCUCACCAGCUCCUCUCUUGAUUGGCUUCUUGAGUAAGGGAACCGUUCCGCAGCUGCCUGCUAAGUUGAGCUCCGUCCCCGAGUGGGUCCGUGCGUCCCUGGCCAUGGGAGGCAUGGGAGCUAACAUACUUCAAUAUGACAUACUUCUGCACAGGAGGAAGAUUUUGCGGAUCCAGGUGGAGCGCAAAGAGCUAAACAGCUCCUUCCUCAUCUCACGGCCCAUCCGGCAGGUGUUGUACGGGCUGCUGCUGGGCCAGGAGGGGGGUGAGGUGGAGGAGGUGGACCGGGUCGGUCUGGAUCCCGUUAAUGUCAAGGUGAAACCGGCGGUCGAACAUCAGAAGCUGAUGCUGGACUCUCUGCCCCAGGCAGACCCCGCUGUGAGGCUGCAGGUGUGUCUGGAGACGCUGGGCGUGGAGGAAGAGACGCUGGAGGGAGUUCCGGCUCACCUGCGCCUCCCAGUGGCUGUGACCCGCUACUGGCUGAGGAGGGCCAGCCCUGAGCCGACGCUCCUCAAAGCUCUGCUGAUGGUCAUGGUCCAAGGAGAACUGAACCGACGGAAGGGAGGGACAACAGGCUGGCAGGGGGAUACCAAACACCUCUCCAAGCCUCUGGACGGUGUCGUGGCUCACAGCUUCAACCAAUGGCAGGCCUGCCUGAAGGACGCCUCGGAGCUCAACCUGCUGCUCUGCAAGCCCCUCCCUGAACCCCACUUCGCCUGGUUGUACCAGGGCAGGCUGGUGCACCAGCGGCAGAAGGAGCUCCAGGAGAGGGAGCCAGAGGACAUCGUACAGGACGACCAGUUCAGGAGACUGUACAUGAGGCUCCUGGGAGCAGUGACCCAGCCUGACCCCGGGGCCAACAGGAGAGCUGGGGGGCCUGAGGCCCAGCUGAGGGCCAGCAUGGAGCACCUUCACCUCAACACCCAGGACUCGGGUGGGGAAUGGAAGAAGGCUCAAGGCAGGAGGAAGGAAAGAGGGGACAAGACGGACAGGCUGGCAGGGGGUCACCAGCCACCACCCUCAGCCUCUGGAUGGUGUCGUGGCUCACAGCUUCAACCAAUGGCAGGCCAGCCUGACGGACGCCUCCCAGCUCAACCUACUGCUGCUCACGCCACACCCCAGGCCAAGUGGGUUCGGGGGUUCCCAAGCCCAGCUGAGGGCCAGCAUGGAGCACCUUCACCUCAACACCCAAAAAGAGGAGGAGGAGGAAGAGGAGGAGGAGCUUGGCGGGGCUGCAGGCCUGGAUCAGGUCUCGGAUGGUUCUAGGGUGGAGGUUAAAAGCAGGAGGAGGAAGCAGUAGAGGGGGGGGGUGGGAGUGAGCAGGAAGGGGCGAGGCGGAUGAGGAACAGUGUUGGUGUAACGCGUUACAGUAAUAUAUUACAUUAAGCAGCAAAAGAGAUAUAAAACCUGUUCUUUAUAUCAUUUUUGGUAAUGCAUAUAAGAAACUAGGAAGGAAGAGAAAGGAGAGUUGAGAACAGUUCAAGAUUAGAAUAAGAUGUUGUCAUCACAAUAUUAUGGUAGUGGGCUUUUUGUAAGAGUGAAUCAUCAGUUGUCUUUCGGGCUCGGUUAAAAUAAUCUAUUUUCUGAUUGAAAUCGAUCUUACUUUGAAUUUUCUUAUUGAUUAAUGAAAUUUGAUGAUCGAUCUUUCAAUACAACAUAUACAUGUACUGUAUAUACAUACAUAUAUAUGUGCAUGUAUAUGUGAGUAUGUAUGUAUG
Gadus macrocephalus (Pacific cod) is the source of this 3573-nucleotide messenger RNA. RefSeq names its product protein asteroid homolog 1-like. Gene Ontology annotation, molecular function: nuclease activity. NCBI's taxonomy places the organism in Eukaryota, Metazoa, Chordata, Actinopteri, Gadiformes, Gadidae. The record is from RefSeq and is a predicted model, not a curated record. The coding region runs from base 974 to 3121 and encodes 715 amino acids. The transcript has 5 exons.